Molecule: messenger RNA, 822 nt
Organism: Eimeria necatrix
Lineage: Eukaryota; Apicomplexa; Conoidasida; Eucoccidiorida; Eimeriidae
Exons: 4
Coding region: 1-822 (273 amino acids)
Source: RefSeq, a predicted model, not a curated record
AUGGAGGGGGCAUCCCAAUGCAGCGGCGUCAGCGCUGAGGCUGUUGAAUUUGACCUCAGAGACGGCGGCUUGUUUGCCUCCUUAUUGGCCUUCACAGUGCCUUCAACAGCCCCCGGCGGGGAAGGCGCGGGUGGGGGCCGCAGCAGCAGCAGCAGCAGCAGCAGCAGCGAGGAGGUAGCUGACUGGCAAUGCCUGAGAGUUACCUUUGGGCGGGAAGGGCUGCUGCUGCGAGGCGUGUCAAAGGGCCGUGAGGUGUAUGGGGAGCUGCUGCUUCCUGUUUCAUUCUUUGAGGGCUUCGAGUAUCAGCGACAGCAGCAGCAACAACAGCAGAAGCAACAAGAGGGAGAGUCGGUUCUUGUUCCCCUUAAGUCUUUCGCUCACAUGCGUUUGCGCUACACCUUUGGUGAAGGCGUUCUGCUGCUGCUGCUGCAGCAGCCGCAGCAGCAACCGCAGCAGCAGCAAGUGUUCUCGGAGAUAGAGAUAAAGACAUACGCCGCACAAAAUCCUCAGCUCUUCCGAGAAGUGCUGCAGGAGCUGCUGUUGGGAGAUGAUGACACAGCCGCGCGAGUUGUCGUAGAAUGGACUCCCCCACGUCCUAAGGUAGCAGCAGGCGCAGCAGCACCAACUGCAGACAUAGCAGCAGGCAAGCCAGAUGAGGCUGCAGCAGCUACUCGCUCUGGUGCGGCAACAGUGGGGAACAGCAAAGCGCAGCAAAUGCCUCUAAUGACUCUGGUACGGCAAUCUCGAGCAUUUUCUGGGUCUAACAACAAGGCGGCAGAAGCUGCUACUGAUGUAGCUGUAUGUCCUGCUGCUGGUACUUGA